AUGGUCAACAUCCCCAAGACGCGCCGGACCUACUGCAAGGGCAAGACGUGCAGGAAGCACACCCCCCACAAGGUCACCCAGUACAAGAAGGGCAAGGAUUCGUUGGCCGCGCAGGGGAAGCGCCGUUACGACCGCAAGCAGUCGGGUUACGGUGGACAGACCAAGCCCGUCUUCCACAAGAAGGCCAAGACGACGAAGAAGGUCGUUCUCCGGCUAGAGUGCACCGUCUGCAAGUACAAGAUGCAGCUUUCCCUGAAGCGCUGCAAGCACUUCGAGCUCGGUGGUGAGAAGAAGACGAAGGGUGCUGCGCUCCAAUUCGUACGUGCUCCCCUCUUGAUCGUCUCUGCCUGA
This is a messenger RNA of Trametes versicolor FP-101664 SS1, 351 nucleotides long. RefSeq names its product 60S ribosomal protein L44. Gene Ontology annotation, cellular component: ribosome; cytosolic large ribosomal subunit. The transcript is spliced from 7 exons. The record is from RefSeq and is a predicted model, not a curated record. Gene Ontology annotation, molecular function: structural constituent of ribosome. Gene Ontology annotation, biological process: translation. Lineage: Eukaryota; Fungi; Basidiomycota; Agaricomycetes; Polyporales; Polyporaceae. The coding region runs from base 1 to 351 and encodes 116 amino acids.